AUGGCGGCAAAAAACGUCCUCCUGCUUGUCGCAGACGACCUAGGCAAACAACUAGGCUGCUACGGACAUCCCAAUUCAAAAACCCCAAACAUCGACAAACUCGCUUCCCAAGGUGUUAGAUUCGACAGAGCCUUUGCAAGUACUGCUUCAUGCAGUGGAAGUCGCUCUACCAUCUAUACCGGGCUGCAUACCCACCAGAACGGACAGUAUGGUCUCAACAGUGGAAAGCACCAUUUCAUGACCUUCGAUCACGUUGAGUCUGGUCCUGCAAUCUUAUCCAAGAACGGUGUGAGAACUGGGAUCAUUGGCAAGAUUCACGUUGGGCCUGAGGCUGUGUAUCCGUGGGAGUGGAGAGCUGAGAGUCUGACGAGGGAUGUUUGGUGGUCUUCUCAGAAGGCGAAGGAGUUCUUCGCUACGUCAAAAGAAGAUGUGAGACCUUUUGUUUUGACGGUAGGAUAUCAUGAUCCUCAUCGCGAUCGAACUCGCGGUGGCUUUGGUAAUGAUGAGCCUGUCAACGAGCGCAUACAAAGCGUCAAGUACCGCCCUGAAGAUAUGGUAGUUCCCGAAUUCUUGUCCAACACUCCCAGGGCCAGACAAGAGCUUGCGGAAUAUCUCGAGGCCAUCAGUCGCUUAGAUCAGGGAAUUGGGUUUAUCCUUGAUGAGCUCGAGAAUGCCGGCCUUACAUCGAGUACAAUGGUCAUCUUCAUGAGUGACAACGGACCUCCGUUCAUGAACUCAAAGACAACUUUAUACGAUGCUGGUGUUCAGCUACCUCUUAUUGUACGACGACCAGACUUAAAAGCUUCCGUCAACGGGAAUCUAGUUUCGUAUGUCGACAUUCUGCCGACGAUACUAGACUGGACACUUGGCCCAGCUGCGGAAGAGCCCAAGAAGCAACUAUCCGGCCGCUCGUUCCUGGAUAUCCUUGGACAGGAAAAGGAUCUUGAUGCUUGGGACCACGUGUUCGGCUCACACACGUUCCAUGAGUCUACCAACUACUGGCCUACUCGCUUCAUCCGUACGCGGCGUUACAAGUACCAUCGCAACAUCGCAUGGAGACUCGACUUUCCAUUUGCGAACGACAUUUACGGAUCAUUGACAUGGGAAGACAUUCGAAACUCAGAAGAUAGUCCCAAGAAGAUUGGGCAAAGGAACCUGAAGGAUUACUUCUUUCGCCCGGCUGAAGAGCUGUAUGAUUUGGAGCUCGACCCGCAGGAAGUCGUGAACCUAGCGAAAGACACCAAGUAUAAAGAUGUUCUGGAGACGUUGAGGGUUAGGCUUGAGGACUGGCAGCGGAGGACGAAUGAUCCUUGGCUCUACCGUGAUGGAGUCUCUGUGUUGUUGAACAAGCAUCAUCUCGAUGCUGGGUUGGAAGUUCCUGAUAAAUGGGAUCUUGAUGUUGAGCACCCUGAGACAAAGGGAGUUGCAAAGUACAAGAAUCUGCCGUUUGGUAUAGCCGGGGCACGGGAUUGA
This is a messenger RNA of Fusarium fujikuroi IMI 58289, 1473 nucleotides long. RefSeq names its product N-sulfoglucosamine sulfoohydrolase family protein. Bases 1 to 1473 code for a protein of 490 amino acids. The record is from RefSeq and is a predicted model, not a curated record. Lineage: Eukaryota; Fungi; Ascomycota; Sordariomycetes; Hypocreales; Nectriaceae. Gene Ontology annotation, molecular function: arylsulfatase activity. The transcript has a single exon.